AUGCUCCCGAGAACCAAGAGACCCGAGGCCGUCUCAUUCAGGGGCCUAGCCUCCGCCACCAACCUCCCACGCGUCGCGCAGCUCAUACAGAAGCGGCGGCAGACCGACCCCAGCCCUCGGCUGUGCGAGCGAUGCCAGGACUGGGACGUACCCGACUUCGCCGCCGGUCUCGGCUCGAAAGCCCACCACUACGUGUCGUUGGAGAGUAUCUCGCUCCGGUCGCCAACGUGUCUGUUUUGCCGCGCGGUCGCUGCGACUGUCGAGGCGCGACGGCGGGAGGAUGGGUGGUUACGUGCUUGCCCGGAUGCCUGCGUGUUUGUGACACUGCAGGGCCCUUUCUUUCUUGACGCGGGGCUGGCUGAGGACCAGAAGCACCGGUUGUUUGCUUCUUCUUUGGAUGAAGUUUCUGUGAGGUUGUUUCUGGAGUUGACUCUGAGUGCGGUGCCGGACGAGUCGAGGGCUCGGGCGUCGGUGCCGUCGCCCUUUGCGGUCACGCCGCAGUUCUUGUUUAGAUACUCGACGGACGAACCUCAGAGAUUGCAGGCAGUCGAAGAAUGGGAUGCUGAGUACUUUGAUGUCGAGACAUUAAAAGUUUGGAUCGACGGUUGCGAGAUUCUCCACGGCCACCACUGUGUAGGCAAGUACAAGUCGAUCAGCAGUCUACCAUUGGGGUUUCGGGUCAUCGAUAUCCACGAAAUGAAGAUUGUCAAGCCGCCAGGGCCGGUACGCUUCGUUGCUCUCAGCUACAUGUGGGAAGCUACCGAGGCAUCGGGACAUGCCCAGCUGGAGAAGACAAACGCCGAGGACCUGGAAAUCCCUGGGAGCCUCGCGUCAGUCACUCUACCACGCAUAAUUCUGGACGCUAUAGCCCUCUGUAGGGACCUCGGAGAGGGCUACUUAUGGGUGGAUCGGCUCUGCAUCAUCCAAGAUGACGAGCGGUCGAAGCCCGACCAGAUAGACGGGAUGGACCGGAUCUACCAGUCUGCAUCCUUUUCGAUCCUCGCCGCGUUGAAUGACCGCCGGGGAAACGGAUUUCCGGGAUAUGCCGGCAAUCCCAGGAGACCGCGGGCCUCGUUGUGGUGUCCGCCAUGGAACCGGAACGUUGGGAAGGGGAUUGACCCGAACGGUUUGCAAACGAUUGUCGACGCGUCCCUGUGGAACCGGAGGGGCUGGACGUUCCAGGAGAGGCUGCUUUCCAGGCGUAGUAUCUUCAUUACGGAGUACCAGGUCUUGUUCCAGUGCUGUCGUGGUCACGCCGCUGAGGAACUGGCCUGGGGACGAGCGCGGCAAGGUGUUCCUACACCUGUGCCCGACGAGGAUGUAGAGCAAACGCAAGCAGAAGAGCCCAAUGAUGAGCACGACUCACAAACUCAUCACACGGGCCAGACAGAUGUCGACGAAGCGGCAAACGGGGACAAGACACAUUGCAUACCCAACAUCCCCGGCUUCUACCGUCGAGCGCUCCACAGCAAGGACGCACCAGUCAAGCUGAGAGGCCAGGUAUCGCUAGCAAACUACUGCCAAUGGGUCGAAGACUACACGUCGCGGCAGCUCUCCCGUGAAGCAGACGUCCUCAACGCCUUUGCGGGCAUCGGCAACGCCGUGGGGGAAUCCAUGCGCACCGAGAUGACCUUUGGCCUGCCGGAGAUGUACCUCCCACAGACGCUCAUGUGGAGCCACACGGGCGCCGUCCGAUGUAGAGAUGAUGGAGGCCUGGGGAUACCGAGCUGGAGCUGGGCGGCGUGGUCGUCAGUCUCGGGAGGGAGUGCCGCAAGUUAUCGGUGGAUUCACGGCGAUGCGCGGCUUUUUGACACCAAGCUUGUGCGGAUCGUGACGCUGGUGCAGUUUUACAUGUACGAUACCAGGCGGGCUGCUGAAAAGUCUGGAGACGGCGAUGGGCUGCUGCGCAAGGUGCGAGUGACGGAGAGGUGGCUGGGCAGCUCGAUGCGGCUGACCAAGGUGAGCGGGAUCGAGAAGCUGCCGCCCUUGCAGAGGAAGAUGGCCGGGGGCAAGUUCAACGUCUCGGCGGAGACUGACGAGAAGUACGCCGCCAUGUGGCGGGAGUGUCCGCACAGUCCGUGGGAGGCGCUCGCGCACGCGGAGCUCGAACCGGGGGCUGUUGAGAUCGCGCUUGACUUUCCCGGGGCCCUUGUGUUUAAUACGACUGUUGCCUCGUUGAGAGUUGGGCGGGAUCGGAAGACUAUCGGGGCGAGAGGGGCGCAGGGGCAACAUGAGGAUGCUGAGAUUUUGGAUAUGAUGGGGAGGCAUGUUGGGUAUUUGGAUAAGAUGGAUGCUCAGUGGAUUUCUGGACGGAAGGGGGUGAGGGAUCGGAGGAAGCUACUUGAUUUCAUUGUUGUCAGUGCCUCUGUCGAUACCGAGGUCAGCGAGAGUAAUGAGUGGGCGUUUAUUGAGGGGCAGUUCCACGAGAUGUGGCGGUUCAAUGUCAUGCUUGUUGAGCGGCUGCCGUGUGCACCGUUUGUUGCGCGGAGGGUCGGGGUGGGAUAUGUAUGGCUCAGUCAGUGGAAGGACUGUAAUGCUCGCUGGGAGACUGUGGUUCUCUGCUGA
This is a messenger RNA of Colletotrichum orchidophilum, 2565 nucleotides long. RefSeq lists its product as uncharacterized. Bases 1 to 2565 code for a protein of 854 amino acids. NCBI's taxonomy places the organism in Eukaryota, Fungi, Ascomycota, Sordariomycetes, Glomerellales, Glomerellaceae. The record is from RefSeq and is a predicted model, not a curated record. The transcript has 2 exons.